Messenger RNA from Dentiscutata erythropus, 375 nucleotides. The record is from the annotation of a GenBank genome assembly. Lineage: Eukaryota; Fungi; Glomeromycota; Glomeromycetes; Diversisporales; Gigasporaceae.
AUGUCGACAAAAGACUUUACCGACAAUUCUUCUGCAACUAUGUCUUACAAGAGUUCUUUCUCCUACAAAAACGAUAACAUAAAUAUCAUCUACGUCACCAAUAACGUCGAAAUAAGAAUUGAAAAAAUUACCAGUGAUGUUGCAAGGGUGUAUUUCGUAAGCCAAGGCCGUGAAAUUCAAGUUCUAGCCAAUACUAUUCUUAGGAAUAUAAACAACAAUCAAAAUGAACCAAUUUUUCGUAACAGUUUUUAUAUUACUUGGGUUCCUGACUAUAUUUUGUUUCAUGAUGGUGUCGAAGUUUUUCAAUUAGAAAAUCAAAAGCUACAAGCAAUAAAGGGUGCAAUAGAUCUUGAGACAGAUGUGAUCCAGCAAUGA